Messenger RNA from Colletotrichum truncatum, 873 nucleotides. The record is from RefSeq and is a predicted model, not a curated record. NCBI's taxonomy places the organism in Eukaryota, Fungi, Ascomycota, Sordariomycetes, Glomerellales, Glomerellaceae.
AUGACCGACAGACAUAUGCCUCAACCUAACUACGAGAGUUCCCAGACGAAGUCAAGACGUGAGGGUGAGCGUCCGCUUGAGCUAUACAAAAACAGCCAGGCGGUAUUCGAACAUAAUACUCAGCCCAGAGAAGGCGAACACAACCUCCAAAAUAAACUUGCCGACAUGUUGCGAUCUGAGGGCUGGAUUUGCAUACCCCCUUCAAUCAACUCAGCCAUUGCCAGGCCCGAGAACCCCGAGAGGAGAGUCUUUGAACCGUGUUUUAACCCGGAAAAUCAUUCCAACCCACGAGCUUCCCAGCAAGCUAGACAAAAGCCGAAUCAGAAAAACACCGCUGGAGGAGAAAUGGAACGGGUGCUGACUUCGACCGGAAACGCAAUGUCCAUAAAUAGUCUCGUUGAAACUCAUACGCCAGUCGAAGGACAUCAAGACAACAUGACAAUGCAGCCCAUGACCAAUAUUAAAGCUUCGCGAGGGCGAGUUUGCUACGGUACACAACUAACGACAGGAGACCAAGGUCAUAGCCUCGCGAGCGUUGCUGAAAGACUAGCUACAUCUUCCAUCCCCCUCAAACGCCAGAACUUCUUUGCAAUGACUUUCAAUGGUCACUUAGUUGUAUUUUGUACACAACCACCCGAGGUCAAUAUGAAUGAUCUCUUCUUGUUAGGUUCCAUUCCAUUAUGCCGGCUUCGCCGCUGGAAACGGAAUUACAGCAGUAAUUCGAGGUUCCAGGGCGGUCGCGGCAUUUUUGCGGGCACUUACAUGCAACCGAACGAAGCAGAAGCAUGCUGCAUUAGUGUUAAAGCGGGUGCAGAUGUGGAAAAAGCACUUCAAAGUAUCAAAUCCGAAAUCGAAAAAAGGAGUCCCGAGUAG